Molecule: messenger RNA, 1605 nt
Organism: Rasamsonia emersonii CBS 393.64
Lineage: Eukaryota; Fungi; Ascomycota; Eurotiomycetes; Eurotiales; Trichocomaceae
Product: UTP--glucose-1-phosphate uridylyltransferase
Exons: 3
Coding region: 1-1605 (534 amino acids)
Biological process (GO): glycogen metabolic process; UDP-alpha-D-glucose metabolic process
Cellular component (GO): cytoplasm
Molecular function (GO): UTP:glucose-1-phosphate uridylyltransferase activity
Source: RefSeq, a predicted model, not a curated record
AUGGCCUCCAGAGCAAUUCCCACCCACCUGCGAGCCCCGAACGAUGGCUCCAACGGUGAUGCGACCGCAGAGCGCAGGCACCAUGGAAAAUCCCAGUCUCACAUGUUCGGUCGCGGUGUGGUGGUUUCCUCCCCCGCACAGGCGUUCGAGAAUGCCUCCACCAGCGUCGCUGCCUCGCAGAUGCGCAAUGCGCUGAACAAGCUCGUGGAGACCGUCCCGGAUCCCAAUGACCGCAAGCGAUUUGAGGCUGAGAUGGACAACUUCUUUGCUCUCUUCCGCCGUUACCUCAAUGACCGCGCCAAGGGCAACGUCGUCAACUGGGACCGCAUCGCUCCCCCGAAUCCCGAACAGGUGGUCGACUACAAUGACCUGGACAACUCUGCUUCGGUCGAGUUCCUUAACAAGCUCGCUGUUCUGAAGCUGAACGGUGGUUUGGGUACCUCCAUGGGUUGUGUCGGUCCCAAGUCCGUCAUUGAAGUCCGCGAGGGCAUGUCUUUCCUGGACUUGUCCGUCCGCCAGAUCGAAUACCUCAACCGCACCUACAAUGUCAACGUGCCCUUCGUCCUGAUGAACUCGUUCAACACCGAUGCCGACACUCAGAACAUUAUCAAGAAGUACGAGGGCCACAACGUCGACAUCAUCACCUUCAACCAGUCCCGCUACCCCCGUGUCCUCAAGGACUCCUUGCUCCCCGCCCCCAAGAGCUUCAGCUCUCCCAUCUCGGACUGGUACCCGCCCGGCCACGGUGACGUCUUUGAGUCCCUGUACAACUCGGGCACCCUCGACAAGCUGCUCGACCGUGGUAUCGAGAUUAUUUUCCUGUCCAACGCGGACAACCUGGGUGCCGUGGUCGACCUGAAGAUCCUGCAGCACAUGGUGGAAUCCAAGGCGGAGUACAUCAUGGAGCUGACCGACAAGACCAAGGCCGACGUCAAGGGUGGUACCAUCAUUGACUACGACGGCAAGGUGCGCCUGCUGGAGAUCGCCCAGGUGCCCAAGGAGCACGUGAACGAGUUCAAGUCGAUCAAGAAGUUCAAGUACUUCAACACCAAUAACAUUUGGAUGAACCUGCGCGCGAUCAAGCGGGUCGUCGAGGAGAACGAGCUCGAGAUGGAGAUCAUCCCCAACGAGAAGUCGAUUCCGGCCGACAAGAAGGGCGAGGCCGACAUCUCCAUCAUCCAGCUGGAGACCGCGGUCGGCGCCGCCAUCCGUCACUUCCGCAACGCGCACGGUGUCAACGUGCCGCGUCGCCGCUUCUUGCCGGUCAAGACUUGCUCCGACCUCAUGCUGGUCAAGUCGGACCUCUACAGCCUGCAGCACGGCCAGCUGGUCAUGGACCCCAACCGUUUCGGUGGGGCGCCCAUCAUCAAGCUGGGUUCGGACUUCAAGAAGGUGUCGGACUUCCAGAAGCGCAUUCCCAGCAUCCCGCGCAUUGCGGAGCUCGACCACCUCACCAUUACGGGUGCGGUCAACCUGGGUCGCAACGUGACGCUCAAGGGCACUGUCAUCAUCGUGGCGUCCGAGGGCAGCACGAUCGACAUUCCGCCGGGAUCGGUGCUGGAGAACUGUGUCGUCCAGGGCAGUCUGAGAAUCUUGGAACACUAA